Messenger RNA from Stylonychia lemnae, 2010 nucleotides. The record is from the annotation of a GenBank genome assembly. NCBI's taxonomy places the organism in Eukaryota, Ciliophora, Spirotrichea, Sporadotrichida, Oxytrichidae.
AUGAAUAAUAACCCAGAGUAUUUAAGAUAGCAGUUCGAUACUACCUAAUAGUCGUCUGCUUCAGGCUUCAAGAAUGGCUAGAGAACUUUUGACACCAGCCCUUCCCUCCUAAGAAUGUUCCAAGGCAAUCCUUCAUAACAAAUUUCCACCCAGAUUAGAUCUUUCGAUUAUUCUGCAGCAUUAGGUACAUCUAAUGGAUAUAUAAAGAACCAAGGCUUGAAUCAAUCACCAAGACUCAUGGACGCUCUUAACUCAGUUUUAAACACCUAGAACCAAAACCAAAGAUCAGCACUUGAACUGCUCGAAACAGAGGAGAAAUGUUAGUACCACUUAAAGGAGUAAAACAUUGCAGUUGAUGAUGAGACCGGAACCUUUGCUUGCAACAAAUGCGUUUUUGAGAAAAAAAUCUAAAAGCCAUUGUUCAUGGCAACCUUCGCGAGACAAACCAAGAAAAGGUUUGAUGAGAUGUAUGAGAAACUACUCUAGAACAUAACUUCAGUGGAAGAUCUGACACCAUCAUUGAUAUCAUAGAGGAUUCAGUCUCAGAUACAAGAUUUCUUCUCGGCUAUUUAUCUUUAGAUGAAGGAAAUCGAAAGAGAUGUCCUCAAUCAAGUAAAGUCAUCAACCAAACUCAAGGAACUUGCCUACAUGAUUGAAACCUUGAAUGCUUAGUUUGACGAAGAGCUCUUGCACAGAUUGGAAGUCGAGAGGAAUGUCUUGAAUGACAAGGUAGACAGAGCAAGGUUUGGAUAUAUUGUUUCUCGCAAAUAGUACUAUAAGGAUCUUAUUAAAGAGAUGGAAGGAUUUAAUAUAUAAUUAAGCUCAAAGAUUGAGACAUCUGGCCAGCUUCUUACUGAUCUUAUUGCAGUAAAGAUUGAUAGACUCUAGAUCUAUGAUAGACUUUACGACUUGGUUGAGCAUUAGGUUAUGAUUAAUAAUGAAAACAUCGAGAGGAAGGCCCCACCUCCAGCCUAAGAGCUUAGCUUACUGUCUCUUAAUGGAAGAAAGAAUGAUGAUUUUAUUUCACCAUUCAAGACUCCUCAAGAUAGAAAGAUGAAUGGAAGAGUUGAGGAAAACAAAUCUCAAGGAAGCAGUUAGAACAGUGAUAACGAGAAUCUUCAAUCUAUCAAUACAUUCUAUACUCUAAGAGGCAAUGAUAUUUUAAGAACUUCCCUAAGCACUAAUCUCACCGAUAAGCUCUUCACAGUGACCCAUAGCUUUUCACCAAGGGUAGCUUUUACCUAGAAAGGUAAAGUUUUCUUGAUUGGUGGAUCCUUGGAUUAAGGCUAAAACUAGUUAAUUAAAAAUACCUUUGAACUUGUUUUCGGAAAGACUGGUAGAAGCACCCGAAGAAGGUCAUCUCAAAAUCAUCAGUAGGAACCUUGGUUGGUUGAGAAAUCAUCCAUGAAUCUUGCCAGAAUCGCCUUCGGUUGUGCUGUCGACAACUAUGGAGAAAAAAUCUUUGCCAUUGGAGGUACUGUUGGUCUUUAAUAACCAACCAAUCAAGGUGAGUACUAUGAAGUAGCUUCCAAUACUUGGAUGCAGUUGCCCAGUCUUAAUGAAGCCAAAUUCUCUCACUCUCUUUGUAUUUUCAACGACACCUAGCUAUUCUCCUUCGGUGGAUUCGACCAACACCUUCAAUUGAGUACCAAAAUCGAGAGAAUCCAUUUGGAUGGGAUGGAACCUAGAUGGGAGAUAAUCAAUGUUCAGCUCCCAAUACCUGUGUCAUCAGCAGGAGGAUUCCAGAUUAUAGACAGUGAGAUAGUUAUCUUCGGAGGAUGGGACUAACAGAACUUGAAUUCAUGCUUCAUUUUGAAAAGUGAGACUCCAAGCACCUUCAGUAUUCAAGAAGAGGAUGAAUGCCACUUGGCUUAACCAGAUCUUUUCUUAUUCACUGGUGCUUUGAGAAUGGAUCUAGACAAGAGAGAGAUAAUUGUGUCAGGUCAAGACUAUAUCCAUAAAUUCAACGAGAAAGAGAGAGGAUUUGAAAUCGUUAAGAAAAUUGAAUGA